GUUGUAAAGCCCUGGAGGCAUUGCUGAAAGUAUUAGUGGACCUUCAGGAUGAGCUGCUUUAUCAAUACCCAGGCACGAGGCAUCUGGUAGAUGGAAAGCAAUCGAAAACUGAGAGUGAUGAUGAAAUCCCUAGCAGUAGCGAUGAAGAGCAAGUGGAUAAGGUGCAGGAGAAGAGGAGGAGCCUCCCCAAAAGAAAGCUAAAGAUGGAGGACUACCCAGAGUUCAUAGCCAAGCGGUACGCUGACUUCAGGACUUACCGGAACAACGUCUUGCAGAAGUGGCAUGAGAAGACAAAGCUGGCAUCUGGCAAAAUGGGAAAGGGUUUCGGUGCCUUUGAGCGUUCAAUCUUGACUCAGAUUGAUCAUAUUAUGAUGGACAAAGAGAGAUUGCUACGGCGGACACAGACCAAGCGAUCAGUGUAUACAGUGCUGGGAAAGCAGGAACAGGAAUCUCAUCCGGUCCCUGAAUCUUUGCCUGAAAAUUCGGAAGUCCUCCCUCAGUCAGAUUCCAACAGGCACCUGAAGGACAUAGAUGAGGAGAUAUUUGAUGACGAUGACUUUUAUCACCAGCUCCUUCGAGAACUUAUAGAACGCAAAACCACUUCAUGGGACCCCAACGACCAGGUAGCAAUGGGCAGGCAAUGGCUGGCCAUCCAGAAGUUACGAAGCAAAAUAAAGAAGAAAGUGGACAGAAAAGCCAGCAAAGGAAGAAGAAUCCGGUAUCAUGUCCAUAGCAAGCUGGUGAGCUUCAUGGCACCUAUUGACCACUGUACAAUGAAUGAUGAUGCCAG
This is a messenger RNA of Pelecanus crispus (Dalmatian pelican), 790 nucleotides long. NCBI's taxonomy places the organism in Eukaryota, Metazoa, Chordata, Aves, Pelecaniformes, Pelecanidae. The record is from RefSeq and is a predicted model, not a curated record.